AUGCAGUUAACUGAGAAUGAAGGAGAAGGUUGUGCGACGUUGUCAACGGGGCCUGAGCCCAAAGAGAUGAACGAGAAUGUUAUACAGGGAACUCAGGUGGAAGAGAGACCCUAUCAAUGUAGCCAAUGUAGAAAAAGCUUCAAACACAGGUCAAACCUUUAUCGACACCAAAGAGUUCACACAGGAGAGGCCCCCUAUUUAUGUAUGUGGUGUGGGAAAAGCUAUAAGACCAGCUCAUCCCUUGUUCUGCACGAAAGAAGUCACACGGGAGAGAAGCCCUAUAAAUGUGAGGAAUGUGGAAGAAGCUUCAGUCAUAGAUCAAACCUUGCCUCGCACCAAGUAACCCACACUAAAGAGAAGCCUUAUAAAUGUUCAGAAUGCGGGCAGAGCUUCAGUCAAAAGUGCAACUUGAAAGUACACCAGAGAACCCACACAGGGGAGAGGCCAUACAAAUGCUCAGAAUGUGGCAAGAGUUACCUUACUCAACCCAACCUUACAGUGCAUCAAAGAACCCACACGAAAGAGAAGCCUUAUCAAUGUGAAAAAUGUGGGAAGAUCUUCAAUCAAAAGAGCACUCUGAACGUACACCAGAGAACCCACACAGGGGAGAGGCCAUACAAAUGCUCAGAAUGUGGGCAGAGCUUCAAUCAAAAGAGCACCUUAAAAGUACAUCAGAGAAUCCACUCAGGGGAGAGGCCACACAAAUGCUCAGAAUGUGGCAAGAAUUACAUUACCCGAUCCAACCUUAGACUGCAUCAAAGAAUCCACAUGAAAGAGAAGCCUUACAAAUGCUCAAAAUGUGGGCAGAGCUUCGAUCGUAGCAUAGAUCUCAACGCACACCAGAGAACCCAUGAAGUGGAGAAAACAUACAAAUGCUCAAAAUGCAACAAGGACUUUACUUCUCCGUUUGAUCUCAUUAAACAUAACAGGAUGCACAUUGAAGAAGGACCUCACAAAUGCUCAGAAUGCGGAGAGAGCUUCAGGUGCAGCACCUCCCUUAUGGCACAUCAGAGAAUUCAUAGAGGAGAGGAGCCAGAUUUUGGCCUGAGCCAUGCUUCUGAACCAAGUCUUGUUGAACAUAGUGUAACCCGCCCUGAAAAGAAAUGUUUUGUAUGUUCGAUUUGUUCCAGAACAUUUGGGUGCAGCGGAAGCCUUGGUUUACAUCAACUGAAGCAUAAAUAGGAGACUUCGCAAAGCUUCUCAGGCUGAAUCAAGACCCUUUUUAAAAUCUCCAAUUAAUCAGCACAAGACAAUUCCCACCAAAUAGCCCACAAGUGUGGGGAAAGCUUUUAUGAUAGUGCACUCAUUUCACGUCAGUUUAAUCGGCACAAGACAGCAAUGGAGAGGCAGAGAGAUCUUGCAAAUGCUUCUGUUUCUCCAUUCUUCUACUUCAGUGUAUUACUCCAAUCACUGGUACUUCUUUUUAAAUGCAUGUUUUACUUGGCACUUGCUUCUAUAAGUAUUUUAAUGUGUUUGUUGUAUUCACGAAUAAAUUUUGUAGGUUUUUA
Messenger RNA from Podarcis raffonei (Aeolian wall lizard), 1508 nucleotides. Its product is annotated as zinc finger protein 239-like. Lineage: Eukaryota; Metazoa; Chordata; Lepidosauria; Squamata; Lacertidae. The transcript has a single exon. Gene Ontology annotation, biological process: regulation of transcription by RNA polymerase II; central nervous system development. Gene Ontology annotation, molecular function: DNA-binding transcription factor activity, RNA polymerase II-specific; RNA polymerase II cis-regulatory region sequence-specific DNA binding. The coding region runs from base 1 to 1182 and encodes 393 amino acids. Gene Ontology annotation, cellular component: nucleus. The record is from RefSeq and is a predicted model, not a curated record.